Acaulospora morrowiae is the source of this 927-nucleotide messenger RNA. The record is from the annotation of a GenBank genome assembly. Lineage: Eukaryota; Fungi; Glomeromycota; Glomeromycetes; Diversisporales; Acaulosporaceae.
AUGCACUCAACCAAGGUUUUGCUCUUUUUGUUUCUCGCCGCGUUCGUUGGCGCAGUUCCCCAUAAUGAAAAUAUUCAAAGGCGUGGUUAUGAAGUAACCACUAGUUGUUCCUCGAGCCAUCCUCAUCCCACAUACCCCCCUCACCAUGAGAAGUAUCCAAAGCAUGAGAAGUAUCCAAAGCAUACUGAGUACAAAAAGAAAGUGGUCUAUAAGACAGUCACUGCCACGACCACUACGACCGAUAUUUGUACCGUGAAAACAACCACCACCGCACCAGUAGUCGUCACUUCAUACAGUACUUGCACAGUACCAACCACCGUAUACAGUACCUGCACAGUACCAACCACCAAAUAUAGUACUUGCACAGUACCAACUACCGUAUACAGUACUUGCACCUCCAAGACCACCGUACCAGCCACCGUAUACAGUACCUGCACCGUACCAACCACCGUAUACAGUACCUGCACAGUACCAACCACCAAAUAUAGUACUUGCACAGUACCAACCACCGUCUAUGACAAGACAACCAAAUAUAGUACCUGCACAGUACCAACCACCGUAUACAGUACUUGCUAUGAGAAGACAACCAAAUACGACCCAACCACCGUAUACAGUACUUGCACCUCCAAGACCACCGUACCAGCCACCGUAUACAGUACCUGCACAGUACCAACCACCGUAUACUCCAAGACCACCGUAUACAGUACUUGCACCGAGAAGACCACCGUACCAACCACCGUAUACAGUACUUGCACCUCCAAGACCACCGUAUACAGUACUUGCACCGAGAAGACCACCGUACCAACCACCGUAUACAGCACUUGCACCGAGAAGACAACCAAAGUUGUUACUGAUUACACCACCAAGACAGUACCAACCACCGUAUACACUACUUGCUAUGAAUCCGUAAAACCGAAACAUGAUUAA